Molecule: messenger RNA, 3372 nt
Organism: Cryptomeria japonica (Japanese cedar)
Lineage: Eukaryota; Viridiplantae; Streptophyta; Pinopsida; Cupressales; Cupressaceae
Product: pentatricopeptide repeat-containing protein At1g09410, mitochondrial
Exons: 1
Coding region: 355-2895 (846 amino acids)
Biological process (GO): RNA modification
Molecular function (GO): protein binding; RNA binding; zinc ion binding
Source: RefSeq, a predicted model, not a curated record
AAGAAAUCGGUAUGGACACAAAAAUAAAGAGCGGUCACUAUGUGUUUGGGUUAUCAGUCACAAAGUUAAGGUGAAUAUCCAGAUGUAAUCCUAUUGUAUUCAUAAGAAAAUAUGUUUAGCAGGUAAUCGAGGUGCUUGGCGACUUGCAGUGGGGUGACUGGUGUUGGCACAUAAUGGCUUCGAAAUGCAUCUUUUGCUUCAAAAUCACCUUAGAAAAUGAGAAAAUGGAAAUUACAGAACUGUUGAAUUUCAACAUUGAAAUUCAAAUCCUUCAUGGAAGGCAUUGGCUGCGUCAAAGCCAUAUUAUCACUGGCAAGCGGUGCACGAGACGUUUGAUUCACAGAAAUAAAUAAAAUGGGUUUAAAACCACAGUUGAGGACGAAAACAGUGUUUGGUUGUCAUUUCGCUACACCAUUUUUUCAAAAUAAGCUAAUUAACGUGUAUGUCAAAUGCGGGAGUCUGGUUGAUGCACAUAAAGUGUUUGACGAAAUGACAGAACGAGAUGGCUUUUCAUGGAAUGUGAUGAUUGCAGCUUACCGAAGACAUGGGUUUCCUCACAAGGCGUUGAAACUACUUCAGCAAAUGCAACGAACAGAUGUUCAACCCGAUGAAUUUACCUUUGCCAGCAUUCUCCCAGCCUGUGCCAAAAUAGGAGCUUUGGAGCAGGGUAUGGAAAUACAUCAGAGUAUAAUUGGUAGGGGAUUUUUAUUAAAUGUUGUAGUUGUGAGUGCACUGGUAGAUAUGUAUGCGAAAUGUAGAAGCAUACACAAGGCGCGUGAACUGUUUGACAGUAUGUCUGAACGAGAUGUGGCCUCUUGGAAUGCGAUGAUUGCAGGGUAUGCACAAAAUGGUGUCCUGGAUGAGGCUUUAAGGCUUUUCCAAGAAAUGCCUCAAAGAAAUGUGAUUUCAUGGACUGCAUUGAUUGCAGGGUAUGCACAAAAUGGUGUUAUUGAUGAAGCUUUAAGGCUUUUUAAAGAAAUGCCUCAUCGAAAUGUGGUCUCAUGGAAUGCCAUGAUUGCCGGAUAUGCACAAAAUGGCAUUCUUGAUGAGGCUUUAGCGUAUUUUGAGGAAAUACCCCAACGAAAUGUGGCCUCGUGGAAUGCUAUGAUUGCAGGCUAUGCACAAAAUGGGUUUAUUGAGAAAGCCGUGGAGACUUUCAAGCAAAUGCAAGUGGCGGGCAUAAUGCCAAACUUCACAACCUUUGCCAGCAUUCUUCCAGCCUGUACAAAAAUGCGAGCUUUACAACAUGGUAUGGACAUCCAUCAAACCAUAAUGGACAGCGGAUGCUCAUCAGACGUAGAAGUUCAAAGUAUGUUGGUAGACAUGUAUGCAAAGUGUGGAAAUAUACAGAAGGCACGUGAACUGUUUGACAAAAUGUCUCAGCGUGAUGAGGUUUCAUGGAAUGCAAUGAUUGCAGGAUAUGCACAAAAUGGGGUUCUCGAUGAGGCUUUGAGGCUUUUCAAAGAAAUGCCUCAGCGAGAUGUGGUUUCAUGGAAUACAAUGAUUGCAGUCUAUGCACAAAAUGGCGUUAUUGAUGAGGCUAUAAGGUUUUUCAAAGAGAUGCCGCAAAGAAAUGUGGUUUCAUGGAAUGCAAUGAUUGCAGGAUAUGUGCAAAAUGGUGUCCUUGAUGAGGCUUCGAGGCUUUUCAAGGAGAUGCCUCAACGUGAUGUGGUUUCAUGGAAUGUGAUGAUCGCAGGAUAUGCACAAAAUGGGCUUGCUGAAAAGGCUUUGGAGACUUUUAAGCAUAUGCAAUUGGAAGGUGUAAAGCCAGACUCCGCAACUUUUGCCGGCCUUCUCCCAGCUUGUGCCAAAAUGGGAGCUUUGGAACAGGGUAAGGACGUUCAUCAAAGAAUAAUUGAAAGCGGAUUUUUAUCAGAUGUUAUAGUUGCAAGUGCCCUGGUAGACAUGUACGCAAAGUGUGGAAGCAUACAGAAGGCACGUGAAAUGUUUGAUAAAGCGUCUCAAAGAGAUGCAGUCCUGUGGAAUGUAAUGAUUGCAGGAUAUGCAGUGCAUGGCUUUCACAAGGAAGCUCUCAAACUCUUUGAACUAAUGAAGCUCUCUGGGACAUACCCUGAUCAAGUAAGCUUACUUUGUAUUCUAUUUGCAUGCAGCCAUGCGGGUUUAGUCAAUGAGGGCUGUAAUUACUUCAAUGGUAUGAGUGAAUCUGAUUGCAUUAGGCCCACAAUAGACCAUUAUGCAUGCAUGGUUGACCUUCUUGGUCGUGCUGGGUGUCUUGAGGAAGCUCUAAUCUUUAUCAUCAAAAUGCCAAUCAAGCCUGCUGUGGUUGUGUGGAUGUGUUUGCUUGGUGCGUGUAGAUCGCAUAAUAAUAUAGCGUUAGGGGUAUUUACAGCAACUCUCCUUUUUGAUCUGGAUCAUAGAAAUGCUGCACCUUAUGUUCUUCUAUCAAACAUUUAUGCAGACGUGGGCAGGUGGGAUGAUGUUCAAAAGGCAAGGAGAUUGAUGAAAGAUAGAGGUAUUAAAAAGAUACCUGGAUGUAGUUGGAUUGAAGUCAACAAAAUGGUUCAUGCUUUUUGUAUGGGAGACAGAUCACAUCCACAAACACAGGAGAUUCACGCCACAUUAGAGAAAUUGUCUCAGGAGAUUAAGGCAGCAGGAUAUUCUCCAGGUUCAAUACACGUACUGAAUGAUGUGGAGGAGGAGGAAAAAGAAUUAUUUCUUUGCCACCAUAGUGAGAAAUUGGCAAUUGCAUUUGGAUUGCUCAACACAUCCCCUGGAACAGUUAUUAGAGUUGUCAAAAACCUUCGAGUCUGUGUUGCCUGCCACACUGCAACCAAGAAUAUCUCGAAGAUUGUUGCGAGAGAAAUUAUUGUGAGAGAUGCGAACCGGUUCCAUCAUUUCAAGCAGGGACAAUGUUCAUGUGGAGAUUAUUGGUGAUGCUUAACUGAAGCAACUAGCAAGCUUUAGACAGAGAAUUGUGCCAUAACAAGCUAAGAAACAGUCAGCUUUUAUUUCCAAUUUUCUAAGAUCUUUCUGAAGUUUUCGCACAGCUAGCCCAUGUUAUUGACUCGAUAUUAAAAAUCUAUAGCAUGCAUCACAGCCUAUAUCCCAAUUGGAUAUAUGAUAAAGUCCUAUUUUAGGAUGAUCUGGAUAUAUCAGAACAUUGAAUUAUUUUUUUUAGGAAAGCCUGUAUCUCUCUGGAAUGCAAACCUGGAAGGGGAUGAGAAGAGCAUUUUUUGACAGUUCUUUACCCCAAUCUUUGUCAUUGAGUAGCUUUUAUCUGGAUCAAUUGUAUUUGUGUGUGUCUAUGUCAGGUUUGGCAUCUAAGAUUAAUUUCAUCACCGGAACUAGAUCAUGCAUGUAAAUAUAUUUAUGCCUAUGUUUGUUUUGAAUGGUUAGAGAUUUCUCACGAUU